AGCAGCAGUAGUAGUAGUAGUGAUGAAGAAGACCGUCCUGUGACAAAAAAAGUGACUUUCUGUCCAAACCCACCCCGUGUGUAUGAAUAUGAACCCGAAUUUGAUGCUAUGCCAAGCAAAUAUAAAAGCCGCUUAUUGGACGAAGGAUGGCCUGGAAGAGCCAAAUUGGCUGAAUCAUCAGAUGGUUUUAUGGAUUUCAAAUCGAAAAUAGAAGCAAGACUAAGUGCUGUCAAUGACCCUUCUCUUGUAUCACAACUACAAACAGACUCUAAUUUCCGUCAAUCCACUGAUAGUUCUCGUUGGCUUAAAACCCUUUCUAGCAUAAAGAGAAAUAGUAUUUUAUCCAAAUCUAAAUAAUUUUUAUCUUGUAAAUAUAGACAUGUAUACCUUUUAAUAAACAAUUAUUUUAAUCAACUCUAAAA
Messenger RNA from Gilbertella persicaria, 422 nucleotides. RefSeq lists its product as uncharacterized. The transcript has a single exon. The record is from RefSeq and is a predicted model, not a curated record. The coding region runs from base 109 to 357 and encodes 82 amino acids. Lineage: Eukaryota; Fungi; Mucoromycota; Mucoromycetes; Mucorales; Choanephoraceae.